Messenger RNA from Closterium sp. Naga37s-1, 4401 nucleotides. The record is from the annotation of a GenBank genome assembly. Lineage: Eukaryota; Viridiplantae; Streptophyta; Zygnematophyceae; Desmidiales; Closteriaceae.
AUGUCAGGAGCCAUUGUGCCAUCGGCCGGCCAGGAGCAGCGCCGGCCAUGCGACGUAGCGACGUUUCAGAGGAGCAACGUGCACAUCCUGCUGUCGGAUAAGGACACGGAGUCACGCCAAAAUGUUCUCGAACUGCUUCGCCGCUGUUCGUACCGAGUGAUGUCGACGCGCGACGAGAUGGCGAUCGUGGUCAAGUGUCUGCGCCUGGGCGCGGCGGACUUUCUCGUGAAGCCGCUACGCACCAACGAGCUCCUCAACCUCUGGACGCACAUGUGGCGCCGCCGCCGAUCCGUGGGAUUGGGGGAGGCUCCGCGGAACAUGAUGGCGGUGAGCGCAAGCGAGGUGGCGCACGACCUGGUGUUCGUGGAUACGAGCGAGUCGAACACGGGCACCGGCAGCACGGACCUCUUCUCCGAAGAGACGGACGAUAAGCGCCGCAGCAGCGUGCAGCAGCAGCACCUGCAGCAGCAGCUUCAGGAGCAGCAGGAGCAGCAGCAGCAGUUGCAUGAGCUGGAGCAGCAGCAGGAGCAGGUGCAGGCGCAGAGGCGGCAGCAGCUUGUGCUGCAGGAGCAGCAGCAGCAGAAGCAGCAGCAAGUGCUAGUGCGGAAGGAAAGGGAGGAGGUGACGGAGGCGGAUGGAGGGGAGAGGAAGGAGGCGGGGCAAAACAAGAGGAAGGAAGCGGAGAGACAAGCUAAGGACACGUGGGGAGUGGGAAGGGACGACGUGUGGCGGAACAGAGCUGCGCGGGGAGUGGCGGAGCAGGGGGAAGAGGGGAAAGAGAUAUAUGCGGAAGAAGAGAUGGCGGAAGGGGAGGGGGAGGGGGAGGAAGUGGAGAUGAUAUUAGAGCGGCAGGAGCGAGAGCAGGCGGAGGCGGAGGAGGGCGGGCAGCAGCAGUGUGAGCUCAUGCUGCUCGAGACGCGAGACGCGCCCGGGGGGAAAGGAGCGGGAGUGGAAGAGAGGGAAGAGAGCGACGCGGAUGAGCAGCCGUUGAAGCGGCGGCACGUGGCGGCGCAGCGAGAGGGGGGGGCGGCGGGGGGAGGUGGCGGAGUGGCGCACGGUGGAGCGCACGAGAGGAGGAGCAAGCUCGGCGCGCAGGACAGGGCGGAGCAGGAGGAGGUUGAGGGCCAGCCGCAGCCAAUGCCUGCGCUCGAGCUCUCGCUCAUGCUGCCACGUGUCGCGCUGCCGUUGGACGUGCCAUUUGCGUCCGAGCGCCGUCUGCCGCCCGACCGAGCCGCGCUCGAGACCCCACGCCCCGCCAUGCCCCCCGCUACGGCCGCCACUCUCCUCGCGCUCUGCACCUCCGCCGUGGGCGCCGUAACAUCCGCUACACUGCGCACCACACACUUGGCCGCGACAGCUGCCGCUGCUGCUACAACUGCAGCUACAUCAGCCGAUGAUACUGCUGGUGCCAGUGCGCGUGGUGCGGCAAGCGCAGCAGCAGGUGAUGCUGGUGCCGCGAGUGCAGUGGCAGCAGGCCUCUCCUUGUCGCCCGCCUUCCCCCCCACCGCGCACCCCCUGCUCCCUCCGCCACACCACAUGCUUCUGCGCCGAGCAGUCUCCCACGAACCCACCUCCGCGCCUCUCUUCCCCGCCGCCCGCCCUUUUCCCUCCCCGCCCCUCCACGCGUCCCGCGCCCUCCCCACGCGCGCCUCCCCGCACCCUCCCGGCUCCGCAGCCGCUGCCACUCUCCUCCCCCCUUCCAGGCCCCUUCUGCCCUUCCGCCUCGCGCCCUCGCCCCCAUCUGCGCCCUCUGCGCCCUCGCUUCACUCCCCCCCCGCGCACCACGCGUUCCCCACGCGCACCAUCAGCCAGCCCAUCCUCCCCUCCGCUUCCGCCGCCCGCCCUCCCGCACUCCGCCUAUCCCAAAGCCCGCCCGCGCCUGCGUCCGCGCCUGCUACCACUGCCGCUGCUGCAGCUGCUGCGGCCGCGCCCAGCCUGCCCGCUUCAGCUUCCGCUGCUGCGCGCGCCUCACAUACCGCCGGGCGCGCUGCUCUGAGUCGCUCAGCAAGCGCGGAGCAGGCCGCGGAGAGGAGCGAGGCGCAGGGCGCGGGCGCCAAGGGCGCGGAACCAGCGCCGGCGACGGGAUUGCCUUUCGCCGGGCGACGGAGGUCGCCUGCACGGCUGGUCUCGAGGGCGGGUGCAGUUGCUGCUGCUUCCGCUUCUGCGUCUCCUCCUGUGUCUGCUCCUGCGUUGAAACGGGGAGGUGGUGAGGCGAUGGCAGGACGGGGAAGGGUGGCUGGAAGUGACGCGAAGAGACAACAGCAGCAGCAGCAGCAGGGCAACGAGGUAGCAGGGAGGAGGAGUCCUGCAGUCGCGGGUCGGAACCGGGGCAGUCCCCCUUCCCCCUCCGCCAGCGCCACGCCUCCGCGGACGGCCUCACGCGCAGCAGCGCGCGCGCCUCCAAGCCCUGGCUCGCUGCAGUCGCGCUUGGGGGCGGCGCAGCAACGCGCUGUUGCUGGGCUGUGUGGUGGGGGGAGGGGAGGGGUCGCGGAAGGGGCGGGGGUAUCAGCGGGAGGGGAAGGCGUAGCAGGCAGAUAUGGAACACAGGGGGCGCAAGGCAUGGCGCAGAGCAUGGCACACGGCUCGGCGCAAGGCAUGGUCAACGGCACGGGACACGGCAUGGGACAAGGCACGGCUAGGGACGGUGGGGGGGCAGAGGUGAACAUGAGUGGCGGCAGCAGCGGCAGCCUUGUAGCCGGGCACAGUGCAGCCUUCUGGAACCACAUGAUCGACCGCAGCGGCCUCCGGGGGUACCUCCCCCACUCCCUGCCCCACUCCCUGCCCCACUCCCCGCCCGCCAUGCCUGCUCCUGCUUCGAACCUGCGCGCCGGAUCGCCGAACCUGCCCAAUGGAGCGCCGAGCCUGCGUGGCGGCUCGGGCAGCUUGGCGGGUUACAAGAGGCAACUAUCAGGGGCAGCACGUGUGGAGCAUGGGUCCGGACAUGGGUCUGGACUGGGUGCCAAGUCGCCCUCCCCUGCUCCCUCUCCUGCCGCUACGCCCUCUGCUGCUUCUGCUCCCUGUGCUCCAUCUGCUGCUUCCAGUGCCGCUGCCGCCACUGCGGCUACUGCCGCGGCAGCAGCGGGUGCUAUUGCUACAGCGCAACGCCAGGCAGUACCUACCUUCCCGCGCCCCACCGUGCUCCCACCGGCGCCGCUGCGGGAUCGCUCUCCGUACUCCUCUGCUCACCACGCCCACACGCACUCCUCCUCCGACCUCUUUUCUGCACAGCACGCUACUCCCAGCCACACCACUCCUGACCGCUGCUUCUCCACCCAACACGUGCUGCAGCAACAGCAACAACAGCAACAACAGCAGCAGCAGCAGCAGCAGCAGCCUGAUUUUAACUCGCCUCCCUCCGUGCCUGCUCUCUCUCUUCACUCCAACCUCGCAGUAGCUGCAGCUGCUGCUGCCGCUGCCGCUGCUGCGUCGGGCUUGCCACCACAGCAUCCCAUCGUGCAAUCACUCGCAGCCGCGGCCGCUGGCAAUGCCAUGCAGCAAAUGCAGCAACAGCAGCAGCAGCAGCAGCAGCAGCAGCAGUUGCAACAGCUUCACCAGACCCAGCAGCAGCAGCUGCAGCAGCAGCAGCAGUACCGCCCGUCUCACCAUUCACAUGCUCUGGCUGCAGCAGCAGCAACGUUCGCCCAUCUCCCCCCUGAUGCAGCAGCAGCAGCCGUCGCAGCCUUCUCUCGCCUCCCUCCCGAAGCCCUUGCAGCAGCAGCUGCUGCUGCUGCAUCAUCCAACCACGCACACGCCUCCCUCCCUCUCCCUUCCUCCCUCUCACCUGCAAACCCCUUCUCCUUCCUAUCGUCCCUUGCUGCCGCUCCAGCCAUAUCCCCGUCCCUGCCUUUCCCGGGAAUCAUGGGUGCAUUUAACCCGGCCAUGCCUUUCCCCUCAUGGCCCGACCCCUCUACCUCUGCCAUGCUUUUCAACCCAACUACUGACGCUGCUUCUGGGGGGGUAGCAGGAGGAAUGGGCGGAAUGGGCGGAAUGGGAGGAACAGGAGGGAUGGGAGGAAUAGGCGGAAUGGGAGGAAUGGGAGGUAUGGGAGGUAUGGGGGGCAUGGGGGGAAUGGGAGGAAUGGGGGGAGGGGUGGUGGGUGCAGUGGGAGGGGGAGGGGCAAGUGCAGGUGGGGAUGGGUUGAUGGAGAGGCGGGUGGAGGGAUACCAGCGUAGGGAGGCAGCACUGAACAAGUUCAGGCAGAAGCGCAAGGACCGUUGCUUUGAGAAGAAGAUUCGGUACGUGAGCCGAAAGAGACUGGCGGAGAUGCGACCGCGAGUUAAGGGGCAGUUUGUGCGGAAGAAAACGGCGGGGAAAGGACAUGGCGGGCAGCAGGAGAGCGAGGAGGAGGACGAGGAAGAGGAGGAGGAUGAGGAGGAAGAGGAGGAGGGAGGGAACGAGUAG